This is a messenger RNA of Symbiodinium sp. CCMP2456, 1134 nucleotides long. The record is from the annotation of a GenBank genome assembly. Lineage: Eukaryota; Dinophyceae; Suessiales; Symbiodiniaceae.
AUGCGUUUUUGGCGACAUGAUGCGGUUGGUGCCAGACGGCAUCCUGAGCGGUUCGGAGAGCUUCUUGACUCGGCUUUUGAGUCAACAGUGCUAGAGGUUAGUGCAGUGGCUGUCGCACCGCCAUCAGUCUGCCCAGCCCAAGGUUUCGAGGAUGCGAGGGCGGCAAUUUACUCAGCCGAGACUGUGCAGUGGCAGGAAUGCAGAGUGCAUGGCUGCAGCUGUUUGGUGCCGCACGUUGAUUUUGACAUGUCCGGCCUGCCCUGUGUUGACAACUCACAAAUGAAACAGUGCAACGGAGCUCGUCAGUUCGAAGAAGGUCCAACAGGACCUUUGUUUUGCGUCUGGGCUUUGCGGCUUCGGCGCUACCACAUUCCUCUCGCAGUGCUAGAGAACACGCCUGCCACUAGGAUCGCAGCUAUUGACUGCCGCACGCACAUCCUGGACAAGCUUCUUGGUGACCUCUACAAUGUGUACCCCUUGCGGGUCGAGCCCGCCGAUGUUGGUCACAGCGGCGUCUCCCGCACGAGGCUUUAUGUGAUCGUGGUGAUCAAAACAGCACGAAAGCUGGCUGACCCUGUGCAGCUGUUUCACAGUGUUGCCGACCACGUGCGGACACGCUUCCAGACGAAACCCCGGGACUACUUGAUAGCAGGGGACCUGGAGGUUCAAUUCGAAGCCUUUGCGACAGCAAGCCUCCCAGCUUGCAAAUGUGCUGCUCGCGUACCCUUCCGGUCCAACGUCCUGGACCUUUCCUACUUACUGACAGACAGGGAAGCUCGUGCAGUGCAGCAGUUAAACCAGUUGUACUCCAUGAGGACAGGGCAGCGACCAGAAAGCAACCCGGACCUGUGCUACUUCCUCGGAGACGACCCCUCCUUUACAGUUAAUUGGAGCGCUGUCAGCAACCGGGUCCCGGUCUUGAGGCGCAACGCUGGCAAACUCUGGUUCCCAGCUGAGAGGCGCUGGAUGACGUCUGCAGAAAAGCUGCUAAUCCUGCAAGCAAGACCGAGAGAGGCUACGUGCGUCUGUGGGUGUCGUGUGUCUUUGUGUGCUUUUAGGUCAGUGUUUGCAUGGCUGUUUGGGUGUCUACUUCACUUUGGAUUUCCUCGAGGUUUUGUGUACUCCCGGAUUUAG